This is a messenger RNA of Pistacia vera, 1087 nucleotides long. Its product is annotated as ERAD-associated E3 ubiquitin-protein ligase component HRD3A-like. The transcript is spliced from 2 exons. Bases 14 to 1087 code for a protein of 357 amino acids. NCBI's taxonomy places the organism in Eukaryota, Viridiplantae, Streptophyta, Magnoliopsida, Sapindales, Anacardiaceae. The record is from RefSeq and is a predicted model, not a curated record. Gene Ontology annotation, molecular function: protein binding.
AAAAAAGGAAAAAAUGCGACUCAUCUCAAGAAAACUAAUCUUUACUCUUCUGAUUCUCACUCUGUAUCCUCUUUCCCUCUACGCGCGGCCCUUCAUUCUCGUCCUUUCACAGGACGACAUCAAGGACACGCCGCCGUCUCCUCAGGAUGACGACUCGGCCGACUGGGACGACUUCGGCGACUCUGAGACGGAGCCCGAGGAGAAUCUCGAUCCGGGUUCCUGGAACCCCAUCUUCGAGCCUUCGAUGGACCCGGACGCGCUGAAUCGGAGCUACUAUUCCACCGUCGCAAAGAUGAUGUCGGCUGUCAGUGACGGCGACAAGCGGAAGAUGCGGGAGGCCACGGCCGAGAUUGAAGCGGCGGCUGAUGAAGGUGAACCACACGCUCGGUCGGUCUUGGCGUUUUUGUACGGAAUGGGGAUGAUGCGAGAGCGGAACAAGGCCAAGGCUUUUAUGUAUCAUCAUUUUGCUGCUGAAGGUGGUAACAUUCAAUCGAAGAUGGCUUUAGCAUACACGUAUUUGCGUCAAGAUAUGCAUGAGAAUGCGGUUAAAUUAUAUGCUGAAUUAGCUGAGAUAGCAGUGAAUAGUUUUUUGAUUUCAAAGGAUUCACCGGUGAUUGAACCAGUUAGGAUUCAUAAUGGAGCUGAAGAGAAUAAGGGGGCAUUAAGGAAGUCUCGAGGGGAGGACGACGAGGCCUUUCAGAUUUUAGAGUAUCAGGCGCAGAAAGGGAAUGUCGGGGCAAUGUACAAAGUUGGGUUGUUCUAUUACUUUGGAUUGAGAGGAUUGAGGCGUGAUCGUGCCAAGGCAUUGGCAUGGUUUUCAAAGGCUGCGGAUAGGGGUGAACCCCAGUCCAUGGAAUUUCUUGGAGAGAUAUAUGCAAGAGGAGCUGGUGUUGAAAGGAACUACACUAAGGCACUUGAAUGGCUGACACUUGCUUCCAGACAGCAGCUUUAUUCGGCGUAUAAUGGAAUGGGGUAUUUGUAUGUCAAGGGCUAUGGAGUGGAAAAGAAGAACUACACCAAAGUAUGUUCAUUUGCUUCUGUAGUGAUUUUUGUACAUUUUGAGUUUUCUAGUGCAUUGAUUUGUUGA